Molecule: messenger RNA, 2271 nt
Organism: Eriocheir sinensis (Chinese mitten crab)
Lineage: Eukaryota; Metazoa; Arthropoda; Malacostraca; Decapoda; Varunidae
Product: proline-rich protein 36-like
Exons: 1
Coding region: 1-2271 (756 amino acids)
Source: RefSeq, a predicted model, not a curated record
AUGGGCAAGCAGAAAGCCCGGCGUAAAUACGCCCCCCCGCCUGCUGGUACUGUUGCUACCCGCUCAUCUCCCUCCCCUCCGCCCGCUCGUGGUGGUGUUUCCCGUUCCCGCUCUCCUCCCUCUCCUCCGCCCGCUCGCGGUGCGGCCUCCCGUUCCCGCUCUCCUACCUCUCCUCCGCCCGCUCGUGGUGCUGCUUCCCGCCCCCUCUCUCCUACCGCUUCUCAGCACUCCUCUGCUGUCUCUGGCUCUGACCCCGGCCCCGCUGUUCCUACCCCUGCUGCCACUGCGUCUGUCCUCGGCGCCGGCCCUCCCCUCACUGACUCUGACUCCUGCCCUGGCAGCCCCGCUGACUCUGACUCUCGCCCUGACGGCCCCGCUGCCUCUGACUCCGACUCUACCGGCCCUCCCCCUGCUGACUCUAACUCUAGCCCCGGCUGCUCCGCUGCUCCUCCCUCCGCCUCCGGCCGUGACGUCCAGCAUAAGCGUGCCCGCUGCUCCUCCUCCUCGUCCGCUGCCUCCUCAACUGAGGACUUGCCUCCUGAUGAGCCCGCCGACUCCUCUGCUUCUCGGGCGUGUAAGUCGCGGAGAGUUCAUGAUCGAAUGGAGGACUCUGAGUCGGGGUCGAGCUUGACAUCUUCAUCUGAGUCGGAGAUUGUCGUCGAUGUCCUCGACGGGGAGACUGCUCCUUCACCCACCGCGCCCCCCAUCAACGACCCUGCGGGUGAUGACGGUUGGCAAACGGUGGGCCCCAAGCGACAGCGUCGCUCCUUACCGGCUGAUUCUGCCUUGUCCGCCGGCGCUUCUACCUCGCUGCCCCCUCGGCACCCCUCUCGCCCCCAGUCACCUCUGCCCCCGCCACCUCGGACUAUGAACGCCCCUGCCGCUGCUCAACCCGCUUCGCUGCCGAAGCUGCUCAUUCCGGCGACUGUCGGCUUCGAGACAACCCUCGACCUUGCCGAGGCACUGGAGCAACAGCUGGGCGAACGCCUCUCGCUCAAGUUCCUGGAGUCGGGGUGUGUGUUGAUCACACCUGCAGACAGUGCCCAGCACGACACCCUGCUCGCGGUGAGGGAGGUAUCCGGCGUACCUGUGCAGCUGAGGGUGGCCCCCGGGGCGAACACCAAGGGCGUGCUGCUGGCAUACCCUGUUGCCAUGCCCCUCAAGCCACUGUUGCGCCAUCCACGCGUGUUGGAGGCAGUGCGCUGCACUACCCGAGACGGGCCGACGCGCCAGGUAUUCGUCACUGUCGCGGGGCCGCUGCCUGGCUCGUUGGACCUGGGGAGCUGGGGAACCUUCUACACGCGCCCCUACAGCAAGGAGCCCCUCAGGUGCUACAAUUGCCAGCAGUUCGGCCACCACCGGGCCAGGUGCAGCCGUCCCCCGGUCUGCGGCAUAUGCUCUGCCAGUCACGACACGGAGCGGUGCCUGUCAAAAUACAAGACUGGCCAGACCAUCACCAGCAGAUGCCCGAAUUGCCAGGGCGAACACCAUGCCUGGAAUCGGGCCUGCGCCAACAGGCGAGAGCUGGUCGACAAACAGCGCACUGUCCAACAGCGCUGGGUCAUCACUCAUCGCCCUGCUCCUCUCGGCACCUUCCGCUGGGGAGCCCAACAGCCCCCCGCGUCCACGGCUGCUCCAACGCCCCGCCUCCCCCAGACUGCUCACCAGCCAUCUCUUAUACCCCCUUCACCAGCUCCGUACGAGGAGAGCUUCCCUCCCCUUACCCCACACCAUCUGCCACCGCCUCCUCCGGCCCAGCCCACCGCUCCCCAAGCGCCCGACGCCAGCCGCCAGCCCCGCCUCCCCACUACAGCAGCUCCCACUGCCGCCCCUCCCGGCUGUCUCCUCAUCACAAGGGAGAUGAUGGUGGGCCUCUUGGAGGGCUUCGGGCGGAUUAUCGCAACGGCACUCAAGUCGGACGUCGAGCCGAGAGUGUUCUCGGACGCAGCGCAGCAGGUGGUGGGAAAUCUCUUCCCGGAAACGCCGGCCCAGCAAGCUGCCGUACCUCCUGUGCAGGCUCCUUCCCCCGACGGGCCAUCUUCAACCCCACCUACGCCAACCCCUCGUGCUCUGAAGACUCCCCUUCCACCUCCUCCUGCCCCCGUGCACGCGAGCAGCUCCACACUCCUCCCAACCCCUCCGGCCGUUGCAACCAGCCAGCACUAUCCGUUGGUGGCACUGCCCCCUGCUCCCACCUCCCUGAACGAGGGCGGGCUACCGCCCCGGCCGGUGAUGGCCCGGUACAGGCACUCCAGGAAGCUGUCCGUAUAA